UCCUCGGCGGCAGCGUCGGGACCCGGGCCGGCCAUGGCGGUGUGGACCAGGGCCACCAAAGCGGGGCUGGUGGAGCUGCUGCUGCGGGAGCGCUGGGUGCGGGUGGUGGCGGAGCUAAGCGGGGAGAGCCUGAGCCUGACCGGGGAUGCGGCGGCCGAGACUGACCCUCCGCUGGGGCCGGUGCUGGCCGCCUUCAACGGCCUCCCCAACGGCGGCGGGGGCAGCGGCAGCGGCGGGGACUCGUUGCCCGGCAGCCCCAGCCGCGGCCUGGGCCCGCCCAGCCCGCCCGGGGCCGCGGCCGCGGCCGCGGCCGGGGGCUCCCCGCCCGUGCGGCGCGUGCGGGUGGUGAAGCAGGAGGCGGGCGGCCUGGGCAUCAGCAUCAAGGGCGGCCGCGAGAACCGGAUGCCGAUCCUCAUCUCCAAGAUCUUCCCCGGGCUGGCGGCCGACCAGAGUCGGGCGCUGCGGCUGGGCGACGCCAUCCUGUCGGUGAACGGCACCGACCUGCGCCAGGCCACCCAUGACCAGGCCGUGCAGGCGCUGAAGCGAGCGGGCAAGGAGGUGCUGCUGGAGGUCAAGUUCAUCCGGGAAGUGACCCCGUAUAUCAAGAAGCCAUCAUUGGUAUCUGAUCUGCCCUGGGAAGGGGUCGCCCCCCAGUCACCCAGCUUUAGCGGCAGCGAGGACUCGGGCUCCCCCAAACACCAACAUGGCACCAAGGACAGGAAGGUCAUUCCUCUCAAAAUGUGUUUUGCUACCAGGAACCUGAGUAUGCCAGAUCUGGAGAACAGAUUGAUAGAACUCCAUUCUCCUGAUAGCAGAAAUACUUUGAUCCUUCGCUGUAAGGACACUGCAACUGCCCACUCCUGGUUCAUCGCCAUCCAUACCAACAUCAUGGCUCUCCUCCCACAGGUGCUGGCUGAACUCAACGCCAUGCUUGGCACAACCUGUACAGCAGGAGGCAGCGAGGAGGUCAAACACAUAGCCUGGCUGGCUGAACAGGCAAAACUAGAUGGUGGAAGGCAGCAGUGGAGACCAGUCCUGAUGGCUGUGACUGAGAAGGAUUUACUGCUCUAUGACUACAUGCCGUGGACAAGGGACGCCUGGGCAUCACCUUGUCACAGCUACCCUCUCAUCGCUACCCGGUUGGUACACUCGGGCUCGGGAUGUAGGUCACCAUCCAUUGGAUCUGAUCUUACAUUUGCCACCAGGACGGGUUCCCGUCAGGGCAUCGAGAUGCACAUGUUCAGGGUAGAGACACAUCGGGACCUGUCGACCUGGACCCGAGUUCUUGUACAAGGUUGUCAUGCUGCAGCUGAACUGAUCAAGGAGGUCUCACUAGGCUGCAUAAUGAAUGGCCAGGAAGUACGACUCACAGUGCAUUAUGAGAAUGGAUUCACGAUCUCCCGAGAAGGAGGUGGCCCCGGCACUGUGUUAUAUCGAUACCCCUUUGAAAAGUUAAAAAUGUCUGCUGAUGACGGUAUCAGAAAUCUGUACUUGGAUUUUGGUGGUCCUGAGGGAGAACUGACCAUGGACCUGCACUCAUGCCCCAAGCCAAUUGUUUUUGUGGUGCACACCUUCUUGUCAGCCAAAGUUACGCGCAUGGGCCUGCUGGUGUGAGCCCAAGGCCGCUGAGCUCUGAGCAUCACAAGGAGCACCUCCACCUCCGAAGAAAACAAUUAAGCACAAAAGAAAGCUGCUUCUUUUGCUCUCUCCUACAGCAUCAGUGCCUUGACAAGGACCUGCAAUCACUGCUAACCCAAAACCGUGUUCAGAGAACAUCCUGGGAUGAUGAGCCACCACAUUCAGGAACUCCCGUGUUCUCCCUGAGGUCCCUCCCUAGUUAGGGAUAGGGAGGUGUGACUUCUGUGACUGUAGAAUGAUGAGCUAUUUUCUGUAUAUUCUCUGUGUUCAUCAUCUGUUUGUGUUUGUCUUUCUUCUCCCAUAAUGGGGUGGGGUCAUGGUUCUGCUUUCCAAAUAUGAGCAAAUAGUGGAGAGACAUUUCCCUUUUUCCUGAGUUCGUGGGCUUGAUUUGGUGCCCAGCCUCGCACCCGACUUCUGUGCUGGACAACUCUCCCCACCUUUUCUUUGCAAGCAGGCAGUUGGCUUUGUGGCCAUUUCAGGGGCUCCCUAAGCUUUGGUGGGAGUUCGCCAUCACCUGCAUCGUGUGAAGCCUCAAUCUCGGGCCCCACAGGUGUCCCUCUCUCUGUCAUGAUACUAUUGCUGCAUCCCCACCAUGGCCACCCUCACCCAAUUUACCUACCAGGUUUUAUCACUCAAAAGUGUUUACUUAAUAGCAUAAAACCUAUGAAAUGUCAAUUUAGUUUGCCAUAUAUUUUUAACCAGCACCUAGCAGAAAGAAUAUUGGAGACCAGGGUAUUGCAAGGAAAUAUCUACUCAUUUCAGUUUUUGGGUCCCCUCCUUCCCAUUAAUGUUUUUGGAAGGAACAGAGGAUAUUAUGGUAUGAGACUGACUUUAAAAGAAAAUCUUUAUUUUAUACAAAGCCAUUUUUUAGUGGCUUACCAAAUGUGCCUUUGGUCAAGAUGGGUCAGAUGUAGUUGAAUAUCAUCACAAGCUUCAUUAAAGGAAGGUCAUCCCAGUUUUAAAGAAUGCUUCAUUAAGGUGAGCUUCUAUGGCUGCAUUUUUGGCAGCUGGCAAGCCUCCUGUAGAGAAGACAAAUCUGGAAGAAUUGCCAUCCGGUUUCAGGAGUGAACUUUGGAGGAACAACCAGCCCAUUUGCACAAAUGCUAUCAGCAAUCCCAUGGGACUAUCUGAUCCCAAUGCAGUCUCUGCAAUACAUGGGCUGGUUCAUCCUCCACAAAGUGAUACAGAAAAAAAAUUAUUCAUCCUUAGCAAUGUCAAGACUUAGUGUUGCCUCAUAGCCUGGCAGAUGCAGUGAGGCUCUAGAAUAGCCCUCUGGCAUUUUUGAAGUAUUCUUGACAUUACUCCAAGGAAACAGAACAAAUAAGGUUGUUGGGUUUGUGGUAUUGUAAAUCCCUCUCUUCCCCUAAUCUUAACAGGGCUACAUUUAUGAAAAAUGGUUAAAAAUAAGUAUUAAUGCCAGUCAUCCUGAAUCUGAAAGAAAAGCAGCAGCAGAGGCUCACAACUGGCCUGGGGGUUGACUCUGGCAGAUUGGCUGAAAUUCAGAAAAGGGCAGAUCUACGAUCAGAGAGCCAGGCUAGCAGGUUCUCAUUGGAAAGCUCCCUCCUUUCAUCAGGGAAGUGAUGGAGAAGUGGGCAUCUCAUGAAGUACCCCAGGAAUGAGCAUUUUUGAAAUGGUUAUGAAGACUGGACACAUGUGUAGGGCAUAGUGGUUGCCUCUUGAGCAAGCACAGGCCAGCUCCUCCCCCAGUCUACUGCCCUACCCCUUUCCAUGAGCUGCCUCAGCUCUUGCAUAAUUCUCACGUGAUGGGAUGAGGAAGGUACCCUUGUUCUCUUGUCCCAGAUCUAUGGAAUUUCUGAAGACUAGACCUAAGUUGUCCUCCCUACUUGAACUGCAAAGAUACAAAUCUAAAGGCAAAAUAGGAUUAUUUAUAGAAUUUAUGUUAUUUUCAAAAUCCACAGACUCAUCUUAAAUUGAAACUUAGAGGUUAAUUGGUCUUUUAAAUAUCUUUUUCAUCUCAAAUCCAAUUUGAAUUUUGAUACUAAAAGUCUUGGUGGCUGGGGGCAGUCAACAAGACCCAAGGAUUUUUUUUAAAAGAAUGUCUUGAUGCCCAGAUCAUAUCUUAAAGCAGAAUUCCAGCACUUGAUAUGGUCAAAUAUAGGAGCUUGGCUCUUUUCAACAGCUGUCAAAUCUCUGCACAAUCCGAAUAUUGUUACAUUGGACUCCUGUUUUCCAAGGUGAACAGAAGUUUAGCUCUGCAGACUAAAACUUCCCCAACAAUGCCCUUAGAUUCCUGCUUUGGUGUGGAUAUUUUUAUAUAUUCUUGUUUGUUUGUUUUUUUAAAAGCCUGAGCCAACAAGAAAUAUUAUCAUGGAAACCUCUGGAAACAACCUAUUUAUCCUUCUUCACAAGAAGAUUUUGUACAGGGUAAAAUGUAACUGAGAAUAAGAAAAGCCAUCCCUUGUCCGUCCUUCGCUAACCCGUGAUCAGAUUGUGGAUUUCAUUCCCCCAGUUUGGGCUGCUCAUACAUAAAUGCAUCAAGGACCUAAGGGUCUUGAUUAGAUCUUUGCACCAUGAAAGAGAAACAGAACAGAACAGAACGGAAGCCCACCCACCCACAAGACACCAGCCUCUCUGGGAAGCCUUCAGUCUGCACCUAGACACUCUUGGAGUCAUCCAAUCAUGGGUGACUAGGGUACAGUUGGUGAGAUCCCUAGCCCACAAAUGGAGUGAGUGCUUUAUGAAGAGACAGCCUAGAUAAAUGGGCUUCUAAUUAAGCUCACCAAAUAUGGCAGAUUGUUUGAAAAGAAGGCGUUGUCGCCUUUCUGCCUCUGACCACCCACCCGGUGGCUUUUGAUUCCUUUCUCAUGUUUGAUGAGACUUGCGAAAGUACUUGGUAUUCUCCAUGGUUGGGCUUAAUGGACCCACCGGGCAUUGGAUACUUCUUGUUCACACUCCUAUGCAACCAAGGUGGGGGGGAUUAGAGAUUUUCUGUUCCACACCUUCCCCCCACAUUCAUGUGAUUGAGUUCAUAAGCCGCUGGUUGGUGAGAGGGUCUGCUCUUUUCCUCCUGUAAGCCUUUCUUUCCCCUUUUCCUCCAUUUCCCUGUCCUCAUCCUGGCAUCUUAUGAAGAAAAAAACUGAAAGGUAGGGACAGCUAUUUUUUUGUAAAAGGAAAAUCUUUCCUUCCAAGGUCAUAAAAUAGAACUCAACCUGCAAAUUAUUAGUUUAAAAUCUAGCAUUACAUAGAUAAGUAUUUUUCUUUCAUGUAUGUUUACGCAGUUAUUUAUUAGAAUAAUUAUAAUUGUAAUUAUAUGUAACUACCCAGUAGACCCCAGAAAUUGAGGUCAAAUACUGGCUAUGUGCACAUAUUCAGAAUAUUAUUCUAAAGGCCAUUCAAGUCUUCAAAGCCAUCUCUGAGCACUUUUAAAACAAGGAAUAUCUUAUUGGUUCAUAUUAUCCGUUCAUAUUAUCUGCACUCUCAAUAACUUUACAAUUCCAAAAACUUACUGCGUAGACAGGAAGUAGAGCUAUGGAAUUCCUUGUUUGUUACAUUUCUAUUUUAAAAAUUUUACUUUUAAAUAGCAAAUAGUUAAAGCUGUUACUGGCUAGUCUUGUCUCUAAACUAACUCUGUAAAGGUAUAUGUUAGUAACAAAAUCUUACCUGCUAUUUAACUUUGCACUUAGCUGCCAAAUCAUAAGUUUUCUUCAGUUUUUUUUUAUUAAAAAUCCAUGUGGAGAAUUAAUAAGGUCAUGUUUCUCCCAGAAAAAUAGCUUUUGCUAUAAAUGGUUUUCGUUGGCAAGGAGGUGUGACUACAUUUGAGGAAAGGUCUGAUGGAUUUUUUUUUUCUCAGAAAAACCUUCAGAUCCUAGGGUGUAAUUUAUAUGCAUGUUAGCUAUAUUAGUAUAUUUCCAAAAAUGAGACAGUCCUUGUUCAUGUUUUUCUUUCACCUGCAAACUACCUUGUAAGCUGCUAUGCAAAUUAUCUUCAAAGCCCUACCUGCUUAAAGGGGGAAGACAUGUAGACUUAUGCACUUUUCUCUGUGGUUUUUUUUUUUAAAUCUUAGUUCUGACACUUAAGCUGAAUUAUGUUAAUGUCUUAAUUUUGGUGGCUAUAAACUAUUGAUUUUAGAUAACGUUUAAACUAAACAGUAUAAAUGUCCAGCAUUCACUUUAUGUUGCUGCCAAUGCUAAAUGAAACUACAGUUGAUCUGUCAAGUAGGGAGGCCAAAGGUUGCUAUUGAAUCCUGUAUUAUUAAAUGAAAAGUUAAAUGCCAAAACUCUUUGGUUCUGAAGCUGCUUACAUCGGAGAAAUUCUGAUUUCUAUAAAAUGAGGACUUCUUUAGACCUUAAGACUCUGCUUAAGCUAUAUUUUAUGUUAAACAUGACCCACUGCCCUACUGCAGAUUGCUUUUUGGCAAGACCUCAUAUGCAAUGGAGUAUUUUUCAGUUAAAUUUAGAUCGUAUUUGUCUCCUCCCCCAACCCAGUAUAAGAAUUCCUAAGUAUAAGAAUUCAUUAUCUGAUGCCCCCAUUUUAGUUAGUGCUUUUGGUAACCUAGAACUAGGUAGAUCAGAGUUUCACUUCCAGUUGUGUGGUUUAAGAUGCUAAUUUUUUAAAAAACCACACAGUUCAUAAAAAUCCACAUUGCUGGGCUCUUUCUUACCCAGUACUUGGUAAAUACUUAUGGGUUGAUAAACAUGUCUGAAAUGAUUAUGGUACCACUUUAACCACUUGAUUCUCUAAGGGUCUUAUAAGUGAUGCAUGAAUUUGAGUGACUUGUCCUAACAAUGUUAGAGAUUUAUUUUAUGUAGAGAAUGUGUUAGAGUAGCUACUCUGAAGUCCUUUCCCACCAAAGUUGAGUUUGGCUUUUGCUACUGGUGAUGCAGGUUUGGUUGCUUAUCCCAAGUGAGUCUGUGCCCAUAUUGCAAAAUCUCAGAGUUGGAGGGUUCCUGCAAUAUCCAACCUUGGCCAUACCUGACCAAGAAUACCCUCUGCAACAACCGCAACACGUGGUCAUCCUGUCUUUGCCUAAAAACCUUUCAGUGAGGCAGAACCUACUGCCCCCUGAGGCAGCCCACUCUGCUUCUGGACAGUUCUAAUUGUCUGAAGGUUUUAUCUCACAUCAAGUUGAAACAUGCCUUUUUGCAAAUUUUACCUAUUAUUUCUUGUUCUCCUUUUUGGGGCCACACAAAACAAAUAUGUUCCUCCUUCCACAGGAAAGCCUUCCUUUGGAUAUUGAAAGUUAGCUGGAUGGUUUCCCCUGUCUUUUCCUUUCCAGGCUGAACUUCUUCAGUUCUCAUAGCACAAUCUCAAGGCCAAUCAUCCCAGUUGCCCUCCCCAUGUCAUUCUCCACUUUAUCGGUGUCACCCACAGCUGACUGGUCCUUGGGUAGUCUAGUGGAGAUAAGGUAUGGGAAGGGCCCUAGGCCCUUCUUCCUGCCUCUCCCAAUGCAACCUAAGAUCAUGUUACUGGUAUUGUGGCUAUUGUGUCGACUCUCAUUGGGCUUCUAUAAAGUCUACUAAAUUUCCCCAGGUCUUUUUAACAAAUUUCUCUCUAACCACACUCUCCCCAAUUUAUACUUUUGAAGCUGAUUUUUUGAACCCAAGUGAGACCCCUUAUACUUAUUAGCAAGAAUUACUUAUAUGCUUUAGCUUUGAAGGAAUGUUUUUAGAUGUGAUGGUUUUAUUUCAGAAUUGGUGAAAUUUAACUUCAGUGUCUGGUCAUCUCUCCUCCAGUGCCCUACUCCACUUAUGAACUUCUCCAGUGACUGAACCUGAAGUAUUUUUUUCUCAUUUUCCAGCUGUCCUGCCUUUGAUGUCAUAGUUAUAUGUGCCUUUUUACAGAUAACAUCUGGUGCUUGCUGUCUGAAGAACAUAGUUACCAGUAACGGACCAUAUUAAAGACAACUCGACUUGUUUAAAAAUGUAUUGGCUAAAACUAGAUAUAGCUUAUACUGUAGUGAGAAAGGACAUUCACCGAGCAUUUAAGUGCCUACAAUUCACAGUAAUGCAUUUGGUGCUUUGGGGCUUUUUUCAAAAGAAUCCAGACGUUUUGACAAAUCUAGUUCAUGCUCAACUAAAUCAUGCCUUCUCUUACACAGUAGAUUUUAAGGACUUCACAUCACAUUUUAACCAAAGUGUUUUCCCAUUUUUAUGAACUGGGUAUGUUGGCCAACCGAACAAAAAGGCCCAAAGUUAUACUUGGGCUUUGAGAAAAGACUGUCUAUCACAUGAAAAUGAGUGAUAGUCUGAGCACUUUAAAGGAAAUCUCAUAUUACAUUAAUUAUGCAGGAGGGAAAAACCUGCAGGAAUUGCCUCAGUGGAUUCCCAUCCAGUGGUAGACUUGGAGCAGAAGUAGAACCACUUUUAGCAUCUUUGGAAAGGGAGGGGAUUCAGGACUUGGAGAGGGAUUGGCUUAAGUGACUUCAGGGAUUCCUUCCAACUCUAAGACAGUUUGUUCUUUCCCACCGGGAGAAGGAAGGAAAAGCGUGGUGUGACAUGUUAUGGAAUUUCAUCUCUUAAAUAAGAUGUGACCAAACAAAGCAAACUGUUGUUCUGAGUGAAGAACUGUGAAGAGGAAGAGAGAAGACGAGAUUCUUUUAAUUUCAUAGAGCAGAAUUAAAUAUGAUUACUCUUUGUUCCAUCCAUCAACUUUUUUCUAAACGGUGCUGUUACAUAAAUUCCCAGACUGACAUCUCUCUCGAUAGCUCCUUAUUUGCAUAGUAAAAUGCUUCCUCAGUGAUUGGUCAAAAUGAAGACUGGGAAACUCAGAGAAAUAUCCUCCCCCCUCUUUUUUAAAGCAACUACUGGAGACAUGGUCCCAGAACAUGGAAUGUACUUGAGAAAAGACAAGAACAUUUUUAAUUUAUCAAAAAACAUUUAUCCAACCAAAGCCCUUUUUUUUAUGCAAAAUGCCUUAUUGAGUUAAAAAUAGGUUUUUCCUCUGACCUCACAAUAUAGAUCAAGUUUUUAAAUGGAUGAGUCUCAGGUGUAUUCAGAAAAAAAUAUUCCUGUUCUUGGUAUAGCACAUGAAAGUCAUACUGGCCCUUAACUAACCCUUCAUUUUCAGAUAUGCUAGAACUGUACAUGAAAAUUGAUCUUUGCUUCAAUGUCUUGUUCCUUACAUCAGCACCCUUGGAGAUCCUGGUGUUCUCCGUUAUCUAUAAUUGAGAUCUGUAUAUUUAGGUAUCUGCAAUUCAUAGCCUGGGAAACAUGAUCUCAUUCAUACAUUUUUUGUUUAAAUGGAUUUAGUUACACUUCUCAUCUUCAUGUAGUUACCCUAUUAGAAGGCAGGAGUAUGGAUGAUAUUUUAAAAUUGUAUUUCCCACUUAGCACCACCGCUUACUCAUAGUAGUUGUUUCCCUUAGCAAAUCUGCCCUUUGGAAAGAGCCAUUUUGGAAUUUCUUGCUCUAAUAAAUGGCACCAGUAUUAUGUUUACACAAUGAGUACAGCAUGACAAACAACAGCUAUUCCUUUUGGUACCCUCAACCAAAGGACUUGGGGGAAAUAACCUGUGUAAAACCACUACCCAACAUGGCCUGUUUGGGCUAACAUCUGUGCAAAUUCUUGCUCUCCCUCUCCCCGUUUUUUUCUUCCCCCCUCCUUUCCCUCAUCUCCCUCUCCCCACCCCACCCCCAUAUUGUUCCUGGUGAUUUUUAAAUAUUGAGACUUAGAAGAUUGUAAUAAUACUGCUAGGAAGAAUCAAAAGUAUAUCUUGUAUUCAAAUAAGACUUCUUUCCUCUUAUCUUGGAUCUUCUUGCUGGUCUAGGCUACCAAAUCAAAAUAUUCAUGUAAAACAGGGCAGUAUUGUGUUCUUAACAAUCAAUCCCAGGAAAGCUUUAUAUGUACACUAUAAAUAUGGAUACAUAGACAAUACUUUCCUUGAGUUGCAUAUUAACUAUAGCAUUGUACAUUACAAUGAAAAUGUGUGACUUAAGGGCAAUAUAUAUAAGAACAUAUACACC
Molecule: messenger RNA, 9559 nt
Organism: Trichosurus vulpecula (common brushtail)
Lineage: Eukaryota; Metazoa; Chordata; Mammalia; Diprotodontia; Phalangeridae
Gene: SNTB2
Product: syntrophin beta 2
Exons: 7
Coding region: 34-1614 (526 amino acids)
Cellular component (GO): dystrophin-associated glycoprotein complex; intracellular anatomical structure; synapse
Molecular function (GO): structural molecule activity; protein binding
Source: RefSeq, a predicted model, not a curated record